This is a messenger RNA of Penaeus vannamei (Pacific white shrimp), 1451 nucleotides long. Lineage: Eukaryota; Metazoa; Arthropoda; Malacostraca; Decapoda; Penaeidae. The record is from RefSeq and is a predicted model, not a curated record.
UCCUCUCAGUGACAGAUAAUGAAAGAAUUGUGCAAGAUGCCGCCUUAAUGAUACAACUUGAGUUUUGAGUUGUAAUCUGUUAGAUUUUAAAAUUUUGCAGUAACCCUAGAAUUCCUCUAUUAGUAAAUUUGUAAGAAUGAAGAUAGAAGUCAAGACAAAGAAGAAACCUUCUGUACCUUCAGUAAAGACAAUGGGAGUCAAGAAGAAAGCCAAAACACCUGCUGUAGUUGCAGUGAAGGGGAAGAAGGCAGCCAUUGCAAAGGAGGGAAAGAAGGCCAUUGUAUCUUCUACAAAGGAAGAGGCGGGCAAGAAGGAGACGGCCAAGGUGACUCCAAUUGCUAAGAAAGAAGCUGUCAUAGAGAAGGUGGAUGUCAAGCCCAAAAAGGCUAAGAAGGGAAAGAAAGUAAAGAAGGCAGCAGAUGCAGCAGAUGCAGCAAAAGCAGGUCCCAAGGAAAAGCAGAUGGAGGAUGAUAAAGACCGUGGAACUGAGGGAAAAAAGAGGAAAAGGAGAAAGAGUCGCAAGCCAAAGAUUAGGAAGCCCAAAGUCUCCGUAGAGGUCCAAGAGAAGGCAGAGGAGGGGGAGAACCCUACAUCUACAGGGAAGCAGAAACGCGAGAUUGAGGGCAAUGAUAGUGGGAGCCCUGCUAAGAAGCAAAAGGUGGCAGAGGAGAAGGAACCAGAGCCUGAAGAAAUGGAGAUGAAUUUGACAGGAGAUCUCUACAAAAUUUUCUGCAAGCGAAGGGAUGAUUUGAAGGAUCGAGUCCUGUAUGCCAAGUUGGAGAAAUUUAAUCUUGGUUACUAUGCUAAGCCCCCUGCACUGUUUGAUAGUGCACAGCAUGUUAGAAUUUGCACAGAGAAAGGUUUGUUCUAUUUGGAAUAUAAGACAAAAAAGGAGGCCGAGAAGCAAAAAGUACUCUUAGAACACAACAGUUUGAUCAAGUCUGUAAAUUCCAUGAAUAAGAAAAGUGAUGACAGCGAGACAGACAGUGUCAUAACUGUGCACCCAAGGAAGUUAUUCAUUGUAAAUGUGCCGCCACGUAUAACACGUGACAUGUUGGUGGCUAGUUUCCCAACAGCUCAGCAUGUUCACAAUAUGCCCAAGACACGUUGUGCAUGUCUAAUUUACAAGACAGAAGAGGAAGCAGAAGAUGCUUUUGUUGCAUCCGAUAAUGUCAUGGUUAAAGGUGUAAAGUUGACAGUUCUCUAUCUGUCAACCCGAAAGGCUGAAGAGCUGGGAAGGACUAAGGAUAAAUCUAAGGAUAAGAGGAAUAAGAAGAAGAAGGCAUGGAAGAAAUCUAUGAUGGCAAGGAAGAAGCAGAUGGAAUCAGAAUGAAAGUUCCGAGAAGAACGAGUAAUUAGGAAACUGUUGUUUUUUCCUCUUUCCUUUCCUUGUUGAUGUAUGGUGCAGAAGUAUAAUGUAAUGUUUUCCAAAAUAAAAUAUAAAAAGAGAA